Caenorhabditis remanei is the source of this 1383-nucleotide messenger RNA. RefSeq lists its product as uncharacterized. NCBI's taxonomy places the organism in Eukaryota, Metazoa, Nematoda, Chromadorea, Rhabditida, Rhabditidae. The record is from RefSeq and is a predicted model, not a curated record. Bases 1 to 1383 code for a protein of 460 amino acids. The transcript is spliced from 3 exons.
AUGCCUACCGUUCCACUACAGUAUGAAACCUUGAAAUCUGUUCUGCUUUACAUGGAACCCAAUAUACGGUUCGAAGUCUCUCUUCACAUGCCAUCAAUCAGCACUCUCGAGAAACGGAUUCCCUUGAAAAUUAGGAAUUUAACAUUUUCAACACCUCAAAAUGAAAAAUGUUUGAAAAUAAACCAAUUCAACUACCGGCUGGGUGUAUAUUGUGAUUUCGGAGAUAUGGAUGUCCCCUCUGAUUUUCAAUUUACGAACGACAGAGACGGCGCUCCACAUGAUUUUGAUCAAUAUGGGUUUUCUAUUACUCGGGGAAGAAAUACGAUACUUCCAGGAGAUGUUGAUUUAAGGAAAGAAGUGCUAGAAGAACUUUGGGGAAAUUAUUCCGAAGACACGAUGCAACAUGUUGUUAAGAAAUUAAGAAUGCUCAAGAGAUUGUUCGCUGAACGCACAAAUCAAGAAUACAGCGAGGACGAUGGGUUUCCUCCAGAAGUUGGACCAAAAGAUGUUACUUACGAAUCUCGGAAUCGAAGAAAUUUAGAAUAUUCUCCUGAUGAAUUUAUUGAAUCGAUGAUCAAGAAGAUACAAGAUAGUCUGAAGCCAUAUCUUCACCGCCGAAACAAAACAAAGCCUCCAUUCACGUGUUGGAUUCAAUUGACUAUAAAUUCCCCAAACAGCCGUCAACCCCACCGGUUUCCAUAUCACAAAACACUUUUUGAAGCGGAGAAACACUUAAUCACACAAUUGUUUGGAAAACGAAAGUCCAUGAUACCUGUGAAGAAUCUCAAAAUUGGGCAUGAGAACGAAAUCCUCCGGUUUCCAGUGGCUACCAAAAUGAGCAUCGAGAAUUUAGAAGUCGGAGAUUGGAAUGCAGCAAAUUUCGAAGCGUUUGGUAAUAUCAUUGAUUCAUCUUCCCUACCACUUCAACGAUUGAAACUUAGGAGUUCAAUUCCUACUUCUGAUUUUACGCACCAAAUUGUGAAAGAAUCAAAGUGCUUAGUGAUAAAUAACCUAAUGUAUGCUGAGCUUUCUUGGACACCGAUUCUACAGAACCUCACUAAUCAGAAAGUGUUGUUGUUGCGUGAGAACAGACUACAUCCACCAAAUAACUAUGUGGAUUUGAUUGAGAAUUGGCUGGAGACUGGUCGUCCGGUUGGGACCACAUUUAUCAUGGAAAUCAGGAAGGAAGAGACUGUGAAGCAAUGUUUGGAGACUUUAAAGCAAAGACAUGACGUUUAUGCAUGGUCUGAGAGACUAGUACAACUCCGUAUUAACAGCUAUUCAAUGCUUGAUGUUUGUUAUGAAGCAACAUUCAGUCUAUAUAUGCAUCAUCAACCGGAAUGGUUGUUGAGUUUGACAGUAGUUCCUUCAACAGCUAACUAA